AUGAAUUUAGAAGAAAUGUAUCAAACAUUACGCGGCGCCAGCGGUGAAGAAGGUGCCAAGUUUGACGUCGUUCAAAAAUGGUUCACACAAUGCAAUAUCAUUGAUGGAAAGUAUGUUACGGACUCAUUGUUCACAUGCUCUUACCAGAGACUUUGUCCUAAUAAUGAACCAUUGUCUUUAACUAAAUUUAUUCAGCUGCUGGGUAUUCUAGCGAAAGAAUCAAAACGAGAUGUGAAAAUGUUCGAAGAGCGUUUCCGGACGGUGCACAAACAAAUCGUAGACGAAAUUCUGAAGAGCCGUUCUGAAGAGAAACAAACACAAACAAAUUAA
Parnassius mnemosyne (clouded apollo) is the source of this 330-nucleotide messenger RNA. Lineage: Eukaryota; Metazoa; Arthropoda; Insecta; Lepidoptera; Papilionidae. The record is from the annotation of a GenBank genome assembly.